This is a messenger RNA of Cynara cardunculus var. scolymus (artichoke), 1616 nucleotides long. RefSeq names its product alpha-galactosidase 3. Gene Ontology annotation, biological process: carbohydrate metabolic process. The coding region runs from base 108 to 1373 and encodes 421 amino acids. Gene Ontology annotation, molecular function: hydrolase activity, hydrolyzing O-glycosyl compounds. The record is from RefSeq and is a predicted model, not a curated record. The transcript is spliced from 15 exons. NCBI's taxonomy places the organism in Eukaryota, Viridiplantae, Streptophyta, Magnoliopsida, Asterales, Asteraceae.
AGUUCAUCUGUUGAGGAGUACACAAAUCCAGAAGGAAGUCUACUCCUCCAUUACCAAUUAUAAUCCAGAUUAUUGAACUCAAAGUUGAUUACUACAAAUCAACGCAAAUGGCUACGAAUUACUGGCAAGUUGUGGUAUUAGCAAUUGUGUUUCUGUCGACGGUAUCAGCAGCUCGAGUGGCGCCAUUUUCGAUUAUACAGAAACCAGAUGGUGCUGUGAAUGUUUUUGAUAAUUCUAAGUACGGAUUGCUUCAGAUCAGUAAUGGAUUGGCGCUGACUCCUCAAAUGGGAUGGAAUAGCUGGAAUUUCUUUGCAUGCAACAUAAACGAAACUCUUAUUAAGGAAACAGCUGAUGCACUUAUCUCGACUGGUUUGGCUGAUUUGGGCUAUACUUACGUCAAUAUUGAUGAUUGUUGGGAAUCACUAACACGGGACCUUAAGGGGCAGUUAGUUCCUGAUUCAAAAACAUUUUCAUCUGGGAUUAAGGCUCUUGCUGAUUAUGUACAUGGGAAGGGCCUCAAGCUUGGUAUCUAUUCUUCUGCAGGUGUUUUUACCUGUCAAGUGCGACCUGGUUCACUAUUCCAUGAGAAUGAUGAUGCAGCAACUUGGGCUUCCUGGGAUGUGGACUACUUGAAGUAUGACAACUGCUUCAAUCUCGGCAUCAAACCGAUUGAUAGAUAUCCACCAAUGCGGGAUGCUCUGAAUUCAACUGGACGGGCAAUUUUUUAUUCCCUUUGUGAAUGGGGUGUAGAUGAUCCUGCUUUAUGGGCAGGCAAUGUUGGAAAUAGUUGGAGAACAACAGAUGACAUAAAUGACACAUGGGAAAGUAUGACAUCAAUUGCUGAUCUCAAUGACAAAUGGGCAGCCUAUGCAGGACCUGGUGGAUGGAAUGAUCCGGAUAUGUUGGAAGUUGGUAAUGGAGGAAUGAAUUACCUGGAAUACCGAUCACAUUUUAGCAUAUGGGCUUUGAUGAAGGCUCCACUUCUUAUAGGUUGUGAUGUCAGAAACAUGACUACAGAAACAGUUGAAAUCCUAAGCAACAAGGAGGUCAUUGCUGUAAACCAAGAUCCACUUGGAAUUCAAGGAAGAAAAGUUACAGUUUCAGGAACAGAUGGCUGUCUCCAGGUUUGGGCUGGUCCUUUGACUGGGAACCGUUUUGUUGUUGUUCUCUGGAACAGAUGUCCAGAAGCUGGAACGAUUGAAGUUUCAUGGGAUACACUCGGACUCGAGUCCUCCACCAGUGUUUCUAUAAGAGAUUUGUGGAAGCACGAAGAUGUAGUAGCAGAUGCAGUGGCAUCAUUUGGGGUGCUAGUUGAUAGUCACAGUUGCGAGAUGUUUGUCUUAACUCCCAAGCUGUCUCGUUUUCAAGCCUGAACGACCCGGUAACCUACAAAACAGUUUUCGAGAACUCCCUUCUCUUUUCUUUUCUUUUUCUUUUUAGCAUAAUAACAAUAAUAAUAAUAAUAAUAAUAAUAAUAGGAUUGUUUAUAAAUUAUGUAACUUGGGGGAUGGCUAUGUUUUGCUGCUUGUUUAUGUUUUUGGAAUUUCCCAAAUGCCUGUGCAGUUCUUGACUUCUUGUUUUGUGAUUUUCUUGAUCAAGUGUUUAUAUGCAAGCAC